UGCAAAAUGGUCAUCAUACAAUCUCUGAUUGGCUCUCAAAAUUUCCCGUGGAGUUGUAGAUGGGGAGUUUGGAGCGAUACCGAUAUGUUCGGACGGGAUGAUCUGCGGACAUCGAUAUGUUGGCAUGAUUCUGAAUCAGGGGCGAAUGGACGGGAAAACGACAUAGCCCCGGUGAGAGGAGAGGACUGGCCGCCAUGAUGUAUGGUCGUCUCUGGAUAGAACGGAAACGAAUAUAGGGGGCGGGAGAUGCACGUACAACGAGCUCUCGGCGUUAUUGAGUAUAAAUAUGAGACUGUGAGAAGGGUUCGUCGGAAGAAAAUUGGCAACAGAUAGCAAUCUCUUGUCUUUCAUUCGUUUCUAAGCUCCUCAACUUGACACCAAUCUUCAGCAACUCAAAAUGAAGCAGUCUUUUACCUUCAUCGCUGCUGCUUUUGGCGUGGCCUCAGCCAAUCCUCACCUGGCUGCUGCUCACUUGGCCAACCCUAAGUUCCGUAGAGCUUCCCCCACUGAGUGGACUCCUGCUGGACCUGAUGACUUCCGUGGUCCAUGCCCAAUGAUGAACACUUUGGCCAACCACGGCUUCAUCUCUCACGACGGCAAGAACCUGACGAAGGACGUAGUUGUGAAAGGUCUUCAGGACGGUCUCAACUUCGGAACCGAUCUUGGAACCCUGAUGUUUAACAUGGCCCUGAUUGCCAACCCAGAACCCAAUGCCACAUUCUUCACUCUGGACCAACUCAACGUUCACAAUGUCCUGGAGCACGAUGCUAGCUUGAGUCGCACCGAUGCCGCCUUUGGCAACAAUCAUGUCUUCAACCAAUCCAUCUUCGACGAGUCGAGAGCCUACUGGACAAAGGAUACCCUGGAUGCGCAGCAGCUUGCCAACAGCAAGUUGGCACGACAGGUCACCUCAAGAGCUUUCAACCCCAACUACACCUUCACUGCAACUGUGGAGAACUUCAGUCUUGGCGAAGUCGCUGCCCCCAUCAUUGUCUUUGGCGAUAUGACCGCCGGAACCGUCAACAAGACACUGGUCGAAUACUUUUUCCAAAACGAGCGCCUUCCUGCUGAGUUGGGCUGGGUUAAGAAAGAGAACGCCGUUACCCAAGAGGAUAUCCUCAAGGUGGUCGAGAUGAUUAGAAACGCCACUGUGCUUACCACCGGUGGCGCGGCUGAGGCCCCUCACAAGCGUAUGAUUAGGGACCUGCACACUGGCCUCGGCCUGCUGUCCCAGUGAGGCAUUCAACCUUUGCACUGAUCAGGACAUGCAGAUAUAUGUACCUGAGCGCCCAUUUAUCUUCAUAUGUUAUUUAUCAUAAGGGAAAUGACACAUUAGCAUUACUCUUCCUCAAAGAUGUAUUCAAGGAAACAUAACCAAGUAUCGCAAGAUUUUCUAAACAUGCUGUGGUUCACAGCCGCCCCGUCAAUUACAUGAGCUUUUGGACGGAGGUCUUUAUUAUAGGCCAUAGGCUCAUAGACCUAGUCGCACCGAAACCUACGUGUCAAGUGCAGACAUAACGGCUUUCAUCCUGCUAGGUAGUCACAGAAUGCCAGAAAUAUCG
Messenger RNA from Colletotrichum acutatum, 1562 nucleotides. RefSeq names its product Peroxidase, family 2-domain-containing protein. The record is from RefSeq and is a predicted model, not a curated record. Gene Ontology annotation, molecular function: peroxidase activity. The transcript has 5 exons. Bases 398 to 1237 code for a protein of 279 amino acids. Lineage: Eukaryota; Fungi; Ascomycota; Sordariomycetes; Glomerellales; Glomerellaceae.